Molecule: messenger RNA, 2531 nt
Organism: Mytilus trossulus (common blue mussel)
Lineage: Eukaryota; Metazoa; Mollusca; Bivalvia; Mytilida; Mytilidae
Exons: 3
Coding region: 130-2475 (781 amino acids)
Molecular function (GO): protein binding
Source: RefSeq, a predicted model, not a curated record
UUGCUAAAUUCUGCUGUACAUUUUGAGCUGCUCCCUGUGAUGGAAGAUGUAUAAUGGCCGCCUUCUUUCCUUGGCUACUGGUAAAAUUAAUAUCAUUGGUAGUAAUCUGUAUCCGUAACCAAUUGGAAAAUGAGUGUAGGAGGUACACGUUCAGAUGAUGGGAAAGACACCUUUUAUUGCAUGAAGAAAGUUACGUAUUGGGAUAUAUAUGGUGUGAAAAGUUUCCCUUAUAAAGGCAAAAGGAAACACACACCUCUUUUACAUCAACAUUUCAAUGGACAAUUUAUGAUACAAAAUGAUUUGUUAGGAUCAACUAUUCAUCAGUUUGAAUCAAGAUUUCAAGAAUACUUAGAAAGACGAACAAGAAAUAAAGAGUGGCUUCUCAACAUACGAUUUCCUGAUAAAACAAGUGAUGGAUACAUUGAAUAUUUAGAAAAUUGUCAAGAAGAUGAAAGUAUUGGACUGUUACCAACAGAAGAGAAUCUAUUGUACCUAAGUAUACGGAGAAUAAUAGGUUGCGAGAAAACAAUCAGAAUGAGACAGAAACUGUUUGUAUUGAAUGAUUUUAUAUCUGAGAUAUGUGGAUUCGGAUGUACUAGGAUAUAUAGUGGCAGUUUAGCGGAAGGAUUGGAUCUAUCAGGGAGCGAUUAUGACUCUAUGUAUGUUUUAAAAGAAAUCACAGUUUUCCAAAAUUUAGGUCAGGUUCCGUGUCGUUUAGGAGUUGCUACCUUUCUUAUAGAAUAUGACGACAAUCACCCGGGAUUCUCUAAACUUAAAUUAAUAAGAGGAGAUGAAAUGUUAUUUUCGCCGCUUUCCUUUAUUGAAAUAGGCAACGGGAAAUACUUGUGCUCCGUGGCAUUUUUGGACAGUAUGUGCAGGUCAGUAUCACAUAUGCAAUUAAAAACGCAUGGUCCUUGUCUCUCAGAUGUUGACCUGACUUUCGAUAAUGCAUUUUGCUUCCACUUACGUUCUUGGCCUGCACAAGCAAAAGCCUGGAUUUACCGUCAUAGAUCAAAAGAGUGGCCGUCUGAUCGAUUAGUCGAAAACAUAGUGGGCUUCGGAUGUCUAAUUGUUCCAGUGUGUCCAAAAUACGAAGAGGAUGAAUCCGAAUUUUGGAGGAUAUCCUUUUCAAUGGCAGAGAAACUGCUUUGCCAUUCAUUUAACUAUGUCCAGUUUUUGUGUUAUUCGCUUCUCAAACUGACACUGAAGAACAUCAUUAAUAAAAACGUCCAUGCUAGAGAUAUGUUGUGUUCUUAUUUCAUGAAAACAGCUUUAUUUUGGGUAUCUGAAGAAAAUUCAAUCGAAUGUUUUCGAAUAUCAAACUUAUAUCAAUGCUUUUGUUUGUGUAUUGACAAACUCUUAGGCUGGAUUAAUAACUGUUACUGUCCGAAUUAUUUUAUUCCAGAACAUAACAUGUUCAAUGGUAAAAUUAAUGAGUCAAAUAAUAGGAUGCUUUUUACUGUAUUAAAUAACGUCCGUUUCCAGGAAAUAGGGCGUUUAUGCAGUCUCGCGACCAACACAUUCAUGACAAAAAAGAUUGUUUUGCCACCACUACGCCAAUACUCAAAUGCUGACCUUGAGAUUCUUUUUUACAGAAUAGUCGAAAUCUCCAAGAUAACAAGUGUUGCAAAAGGUUUCAAAAUUUUAUUUUUUUUAAAGAAUAUGUCCUUUUCUAUGACAUCAGUCUUCUUGAAAGGUGUUUAUCAUUACUAUAUCUGUGUAAUAUGUCAACAAAUUGCGCAAAUGAUACCGAUAUCACCUUCAUUUGAUAAAGCAAAGCACAUAUUCUAUCGCAGAUUUUUCAGUGAAUGUAAAGAGUCAGACGCAGUGUCAGGAUGGGUACUGUAUGCAUCAUAUCAUUAUAAUUUAGGCCAUUAUAAUGCAGCAUUGAAAAUCGUAGAAUACGUUUUGUCACGUUGUUCGUCCAUUUUGUUUGGAUUAUCAUGUUCUUCUUUUAAGCAAGCUAACAUUAUACAAUAUCAAAGUAUAAGCGAAUGUGAAGUAUUAACAUUGACCGAGAAAAUGAAACUUUCCACCAGGAAGUACGUUCAAUAUUACAAACGAUCGUCCUUCACACCUCAUGAAUUCAAACUGGAUAAUCAGGAUAACAACCUUAACGUUCCAUGUGAUGUUAUGGUGGGCUGCAUUCGAUUUCUUUGUCACCAUCACCUCAAUGAAAUUGAAAAUAAAGAACAAUCCUUACGUGACCUGCGUUUAUCCGUAUAUGGAAGUCACAUUGCUGCGACUAAUAAUGCAUCUGUGUGUUUUACAUUACUUGGUGUGUGUUAUGAGAUUGCAGGAAAUAAAGAAUCGGCAAAAGAGUGUUAUACACAAGCAACCCGGUGUACAGGGAUGAUAUGUAAAUCAGCAAGCAAUAGAUUUAUGACAUUAACUGGCCCAUAUGUUCAAUAUAAAAUAAGAUUUCCAGGAACAAUUUGUCCUAGAAAAAAAUCGUCCAAGUCUACAAUUAAGUGAAGAAAUAAACAAAAAAUGCUUUAGUCAAUGGGUAAAUAACAUAUUGUAUUCAUGUA